GAGCACUAUGCUUUGAUUGCUUUCCCAUGAAGAAAAAAUAUUAUUUUAAUGGAAGCUUAGUGUCUUCUUCGUCAUUCAUGUUCAAAAGCGUAUAUAAAUACUCAGGGAAUUACAAACACGUAUUUAGAGACAUUAGAGAGAGAGAGAGAGAGAAUGGCUUCAGUCGAUGUAUUUACCAUGGAUGAGCACGUCAGAACGGCUCAUCCGCCGUUUGAUGACAGCGGUUACGGCGGAUACGCGCCACCGUUCCAAUCAGCGGGGGAAUUUCCGGGAGAGUACGAUGAAGUGGCAGUUGAGCACUUUCCUCAAUCCGUCCACAGCCCCAAUCCCUAUGGAUUCGGGUCGGAUCCGCACCCAUCUUUCGGAUCCUCUACCGUUCCGGUUUCAAACGGCAAUGGAAAUCCAUAUGAUCUCGGAGAAGAUUCCGCCGGAAUAUUCAUCUCUGAUGGCCCGGUGCUUCCUCCUCCGAAUGAAAUGCAUGAAGCGGGCUUUGCCCUGCGUGAAUGGCGAAGGCAAAAUGCAAUUCGGCUUGAAGAGAAGGAAAAGAAAGAAAAGGAAACCAGAAACCAGAUUAUUGAAGAAGGGGAAGAGUAUAAGGAAUCUUUCUAUGAGAAAAGAAAGCUCAAUAUUGAGACUAAUAAGACAAAUAACAAGGAGAAGGAGAAGUCAUACCUGGGGAAUCAAGAGAAGUUCCAUAAAGAAGCUGAUAAACAGUAUUGGAAGGCCAUAGCUGAACUGAUUCCUAACGAGGUGCCCAAUAUCGAGCAGAAGGGGAGAAAGAAGGAUGAAGAGAAGAAGCCAUCUGUUUCGGUGAUCCAAGGGCCGAAACCAGGAAAACCUACUGAGCUUUCAAGGAUGCGCCAAAUACUGGUGAAGCUUAAGCAUAACCCGCCCCCUCACAUGCUCGCUUUGGCUAAGGAUUCUAAAGAUUCAGCUCCCACAUUAGAAGAUCCUGCAACCAUUGCCAUUGAUCAACCUUCAAGCUAAGCAUCUACUUAUCCAUUUGAUUGGUACUUCAUUAAUCAAUGUCCUCAUGCCACAUCUUUUCUGAAUUUUGUAGCACUUUGGGUUUCAACUUUCAAUGAUUGGUAUUGGUCUCAUUCUACGAUUCUAUUGAUUAUAGGUCAUUACUAGCUGCAUUCUCUCAUUCAGAUCGCAAAGGUUGUCUUUUACUAUUCAUAUUUAUUUGUUUGUGGAAUUGAGGUUCAUCUUACAAUUCUACUAGCUUCAACUGUCUCAAUAUGCAAUUGAUUGUAUUAUUCCAUUGACCUAA
Ipomoea nil (Japanese morning glory) is the source of this 1273-nucleotide messenger RNA. Its product is annotated as clathrin light chain 1-like. The record is from RefSeq and is a predicted model, not a curated record. Lineage: Eukaryota; Viridiplantae; Streptophyta; Magnoliopsida; Solanales; Convolvulaceae. The coding region runs from base 154 to 987 and encodes 277 amino acids. Gene Ontology annotation, cellular component: clathrin coat of trans-Golgi network vesicle; plasma membrane; clathrin coat of coated pit. The transcript has 3 exons. Gene Ontology annotation, biological process: clathrin coat assembly; clathrin-dependent endocytosis; intracellular protein transport. Gene Ontology annotation, molecular function: structural molecule activity; clathrin heavy chain binding.